Messenger RNA from Cladocopium goreaui, 3168 nucleotides. The record is from the annotation of a GenBank genome assembly. Lineage: Eukaryota; Dinophyceae; Suessiales; Symbiodiniaceae.
AUGGGUGGUGAUAGCGAAGAGGGCAAAGAUGAUGGUGAGCUACAAGUGGAGUACCUGGUUGAGCACAACAAGUAUGAUGAUGACAAGUUGGCAAUUCCUUAUGUGACCGAAGGAAGGCAGGAUCAAGACCUUUUGGCCAAGGAGGGCCUCAGAAGAGCCUUCCUGCGAAGAGGACUGCUGCUGCCAAAUCAACCAAUUCCGGGAAGGGUUCCGGCCGUGGCCGCAGUGGAGGCAAAGGUGAUGAUGAGGGGGAAGGUUGCAAGAGAUGGUGUCAUCUUUGUUCCUUUCAUUGGCUGCUACCGCACCGAAACUGGACCUUGGCACAGAGGCGCUUUGGAUGAACCGUCAAAAAAGGGAUUGAAAGAUUAUGACAAAGUGAUGCAGUCACAUGAGGCUGCUGUCAGGAAAGGAAUACAGGAACUGGACAAGGCAACACAAGACUUUCGUGAGGCCUCAGAAAAGAAUGAUGAAGUUCACAAGAAAACGCAAGAAAGAUUGGAGAGAAAGAAGAGAAUUGCUGAGGAAAAAGCAGCUGAAUGCAGAAGGAAGGGGAAGGAAGAAGCAGCAGAUGCUGAAUCUUCGUUGUCUGAUGAGGGUGGGAGUCAGAGUGAGGCUGACAAGGGAAAGAACAAGGAACAGAAGAAAAAGAUUGAUCCACAAUCUGAGUCUGAGUCUGAUUCUUCCUCUUCUAGUGACGCAGGCAAGAAGGAAGCUCCAGGAAAACAUGACACUGAGGAGGAUGAAGGAAAUCAAUUUGAAUAUCCACCUACCUGGCCAGUUCAAGGUCUCGACUUUGAGAAUGACAGUUUUUGGAGCAGUACGGUCAAAGAUUGGUCUGAGUUGGACAAUACCAAGGAUGACUGCUUCAACGAAUGCGUGCGUUUCGGGAACUUUGCCACUGAUGGAGAUGAUCUCAUGUAUGACCCACCCGCAGAUGAGAACGCAUACUACUUUGACUUCACAUCCUGUUUGGGGUAUUCCAAAGACGCUUUCUCGGAAGACAUCAAGAAAAGCAUGGAUUCAGGGGAUUUGUCCUACCUCUUUGCCAGCUAUGAUGUUGACAUCGCAUGCCCUGACUCGGUUCUCAAAGACUGUUCCAAAGAGUUGUUGAGCCAGAUUUCAUUUGGUGGCUUGUCUUUGCAGACUAUUGUGUGUGCUUCCGCAAUCAAAAAGCUCUAUUCCAAGGAGGAGUGGGAGUCUUGCAACUGGAGAAAGGUGUUGGCCACAAGGAACGCUUACUCUGGGCCUGAUUGGACACAAGUGGGUGUCUCGGAGCUGGGUUGGGGGCGCUGCUAUUAUGUCAACGAUGGUGAACAGCUGAUCUUCGGUGCAUCAGUUCAAACUUUGUUGAUGAGCUUCUGCAAAUCGCAUGGGAAGGGCUUGCCAACUGAUGUUGAUGGGGCUGACAUUGAGAUGUUGGGGGAUUACUUUUCUGAGCUCCCUGUGAAAGACCUUGUGGACAUGGGCGGCUUCUACAUGCAUUUAAAGAAGGGCCAAGGCAUUGUCAUUCCUCCUCUCUACAUUGUCGGCUUUGUAAAUUCGUUUCAGCUGAGAAACCCUCCUACUGGGGAGAUUGCAGAGGAGACAGUUGGGAACGCAAAGCCUGGGACAAAUUCAAUCAUGGCAGAACGAUCAUCCUGCGUCAUUGUCUUUGUUGAGUGGCUUCGUGAUUGCAAAGUGACUUCAGAACGUUUGCUGACCGCUUUGAGUUCUCCUAUCUUUGGGCAAGUUCAUGACGGACUUAAAGCAGCUUGGGAGGAACUGGCACAAGAGGCAAUCAACAUCAUCAAUGGAACGCAUGAUGAGAUGACGGAGGAUGCUGCAGUGGAUUCAAGUGCAAGAAAGGAUUGUGACCUUCAUGAGAAGAACUCUGACUCAGCAAAGGAAACAGCAGACAGGAGCAGUAGUCCUACCAAUGCAAAGUCAAAUUCAAGCAGCUCAGGCAAAGCAGCUCAAGAAGCAAAGGGAUCACCCUCUCAAGAACCCAAGGUUGAUAAGGAUCAGGAACAUUCAGAGGCACAUACGCAAAAGGUUCCAGAGCAGCAACAACCACAAGAGAAAACGCAGCAGGAACUUGGACAUCAACACACUGCACAGCAAGAGCCAACAGCAGCAACUAGUGCAAGCCCUGAAGAUGAUCGUGAGCAGCAAACUGCGGAAGCAAAGCCUGAGGAUGGGAACGAGCAGAAGGAAAACAUGUCGUCAACACCACUUCCCACCCCGGAAGCAAAGCCUGAGGAUGAGAACCAUCAGAAGGAAGACAUCCCGUCAACACCCCUUCCCCCCCCGGAAGCAAAGCCUGAGGAUGAGAACAAGCAGAAGGAAGACAUUCCGUCAACACCUCCUCCCGCCCCGCCAUCGCCAGAUACCCCACUGAGGCUCGGAGAGGGGCACCCAGUCAGUCAGCCAGAGGCACCACUGAAUCCAGCCCCUACUACCCCAUUGUUCAGCAGAACGGACACUGGCCUCCCACCUUCUCCUCCAUCACCGGAUGACAUUACCCUGUCACUUCCACCUCCGCCAGAGGCACCGGAGCCAGAACCCACAGAGCCAGAAAAGCCAGAUACCCGUACUUUGUAUCAGAUCAUUGAUGUAGACCCAAGAGCAAACGAUGCAGAACUGAGAAAGGCUUACUUGCAAAGAUCCAAACAGGUGCACCCAGACAAGCAGGCAUCCGGUCAAGCAUCGACUGCGACACUUGAGUUCCAAAAGCUUUCGAAUGCAUACAACAUCCUGUCAAACCCUUCAAAAAGGAUGGAGUACAACUUCACACUGAACAAAGAUCUCACCGCCCCAGCGGCAACAAGCGAGCACGGAGCCACACCGAAGCCCAAGCAAAAGGCGAAGGCAAAAGCAAAACAACGAUUCUCACCAAAGAAAAGAGCCGCCAAAGCAAAACCGUCGCCCAAACCAAAGGCCAAGAACAAGGUAUCACCAAAGAGAAAAGCAAAAGGGAAAGGCUGUGCAAGUUCACCAGCGCCUCCAUCUACACCAGACCAGAAGACGCGCAAGCGAAAGGUCAAGACUCCCCCAGUGCACUUCUACCCAACUUCUGACGGCCAGACUGAAGAGUUCUUUCGAUCUGUGAAGGAGGGUGGUGGUUCAUCAAGUAGUUCAAAAGAUCCUAAGGGGGUAAAGAAAGAUAUGACAAAGAAGAAGGAAAAGUGA